This is a messenger RNA of Rotaria sp. Silwood1, 885 nucleotides long. The record is from the annotation of a GenBank genome assembly. NCBI's taxonomy places the organism in Eukaryota, Metazoa, Rotifera, Eurotatoria, Philodinida, Philodinidae.
AUGGGUCAUAAUAAAACUUUAACAAUAGAAAAUUUAAAUCCACGUAUACUUGAUGUUGAAUAUCUUGUCCGAAAUCCAAUCACUAUUCACGCUUAUGAAGGUAAUCAUAACUUCCCAUUUGAUCGUGUGAUUCGAACUAAUAUUGAUGAUUUUUAUGCUAGUGGUAAUCAAAUAUCUAUAACAUAUAUUCGACAAUUCGUAGCUGGUUGUACUUAUCCAGAAUUGAUGGAAUCACCGAAUUUCCCAUUAGAUAUCAAGCAAAAAGUUGAACGUUUAUUGUCUGCAUGUGGCGGAAAAAAUCUUGGUUCAUACAGUGAAACUCAAGGUAUUGUAACAGUACGUGAAGAUAUUGCAAGUUAUAUUCAACAACGAGAUGAUUAUCCAUCAGAUGCAAAUAAUAUUUAUCUUUGUCAAGUCCUUUCACAAGAAAAUAUUGAAAAUGCGAUUCGUUUUGCUAAUAAACAUCGAUUAUUUAUAUUGGCUGAUGAAGUUUAUCAAGAAAAUGUUUAUUUACCAGAUUCAAAAUUCGUUUCAUUUAAAAAGGUGCUUAUGAGUCUUAGUGCACCCUAUAAUCAAUUGGAAUUGGCUUCAUUUCAUUCAGCAUCAAAAGGUUGGUACGGAGAUGCAAUUUAUGCAUUUCCACGUAUUGAAAUUCCAAAAAAAGCAAUUGAAUAUGCUAAAUCAAAAAAUAUGACUCCAGAUGAAUUUUAUUGUUUUCAAUUACUUGAUAAAACUGGAAUAUGUGUGCUAUCUGGUAGUGACUUUAAACAACGGCCAGGAACAUAUAAUUUACGUACAACAUUUCUACCACCUAUUGAUCAAAUGAAAGAAAUGGUUGAAAGAUUUCGUACAUUUCAUAUGUCAUUUUUACAUCAGUGGAAAUGA